AUGAAAACGAAAACAAGAGGCAAAAGAUUAAGUUUAGCCUUCUUGUCUCUUCUCAUUGGUAUAAGCUGGCUAUACUUCAGCGUCAAGAGAAGGAAGCUCAUUAAACUAAGAGAGAAAUUUUUCCUACAAAAUGGUGGGUUGUUAUUGAAACAACGGAUCUCCUCAAUUGGGGGAGUUGUGGAGUCUUCGAAAGUAUUCAGUGCAGAGGAGCUGGAAAAGGCCACCAACAACUAUGCUGAUGAUCGGAUCCUUGGCAGGGGUGGUUAUGGAGUUGUUUACAAGGGAGUCUUAUCAGAAAACCAAGUGGUUGCCAUAAAGAAGUCUAGAAUAAUGGACGAAACCCAGAUAGAACAUUUCAUUAAUGAAGUUAUCAUCCUUACCCAAGUCAACCAUAGGAACGUUGUGAAGCUCCUAGGUUGUUGUUUGGAGGCAGAAGUCCCCCUCUUGGUCUAUGAGUACGUCUCUAAUGAGCUCUUAACAGGGAACAGACCCCUUUCCCCUGAAAGGCCACAGGAAGAGAGAAAUUUAGCCACAUACUUCAUCACAUCCGUGAAGGAGAAUCGGUUGUUCCAGAUUCUAGAGCCAAGGUUGGUUAGAGAAGGAGCUUUAGAGCAACUACAAGCAGCAGCAGAACUUGUGCGACGGCGCCUAAGUUUUGUUUCACUUCAAGUUUCUAAGUUUGGUGUAACUACAUAG
Molecule: messenger RNA, 696 nt
Organism: Thlaspi arvense
Lineage: Eukaryota; Viridiplantae; Streptophyta; Magnoliopsida; Brassicales; Brassicaceae
Source: the annotation of a GenBank genome assembly